This is a messenger RNA of Tarenaya hassleriana, 4336 nucleotides long. Its product is annotated as ABC transporter B family member 1. Gene Ontology annotation, molecular function: ATP binding; ABC-type transporter activity; ATP hydrolysis activity. Lineage: Eukaryota; Viridiplantae; Streptophyta; Magnoliopsida; Brassicales; Cleomaceae. Gene Ontology annotation, cellular component: membrane. The transcript has 10 exons. The record is from RefSeq and is a predicted model, not a curated record. Bases 161 to 4180 code for a protein of 1339 amino acids. Gene Ontology annotation, biological process: transmembrane transport.
AGUGUUGUGAAGAAGAAGCCAUUGGGUUUGGUUUUUGGGAGACUGAGUUUUAAUUUUUGUUUAAUUAAUAAAUAAAAAUAAAUAUAGUUAAUUUUUUUUCUUUGGGGGGUGUUUUUUUUUAAGGUUCUCUAUAAAGCUAACAACAAAAACAUCUACGCAAAUGUCCCAAGAAUCUGAUCAAGAAGACGUAAUAAAGGCAGUGGAGGAAUGGCGUUGGUCCGAAAUGCAAGGUCUUGAGCUCGUCUCCGCUUCCAGCAAAAGCCCACCAAACCCAGAAACAGAGACGCCGGAGAUGGAGAAUUCCGGUGGCCCUCCGCCGUCACCUCCGCCUCCUCCGCCGUCGUCUGCGGCGGUGGAAGAGCCCAGGAAGGAGGAGAUUCCGGGUGUUGCGUUCAAGGAGCUCUUCAGAUUCGCCGACAGUUUGGAUUAUGUCUUGAUGGGUAUUGGUUCAGUUGGGGCCUUCGUCCAUGGCUGCUCUCUGCCUCUGUUUCUCCGUUUCUUCGCUGAUCUCGUCAACUCCUUUGGUUCAAAUGCUAACAACGUCGAUAAGAUGAUGCAAGAAGUCCUCAAGUAUGCUCUUUACUUCCUGGUGGUCGGUGCUGCAAUCUGGGCAUCUUCAUGGGCAGAGAUUUCGUGUUGGAUGUGGACAGGAGAGAGACAGACGACGAAGAUGAGGAUAAAAUACUUAGAAGCAGCUCUGAACCAAGACAUCCAGUUCUUCGACACCGAGGUCCGAACCUCCGAUGUCGUUUUCGCCAUUAAUACCGACGCUGUCAUGGUUCAAGACGCCAUCAGCGAGAAACUGGGCAAUUUCAUCCAUUACAUGGCGACAUUUGUGUCGGGAUUCGUGGUGGGUUUCACCGCAGUGUGGCAAUUAGCACUCGUGACGCUGGCUGUGGUUCCAUUAAUAGCUGUGAUCGGAGGAAUUCACACUGCUACUCUGGCUAAGCUCUCUAACAAGAGCCAAGAUGCUCUUUCCCAAGCUGGGAAUAUCGUCGAACAGACAGUGGUGCAAAUCAGGGUCGUGCUGGCAUUCGUCGGCGAAUCUAGGGCUCUUCAAGCUUAUUCCUCUGCUCUGAGAAUUUCUCAGAAGAUCGGAUACAAAAUUGGUUUGGCUAAAGGAAUGGGAUUAGGCGGAACUUACUUCGUUGUCUUCUGUUGUUACGCCUUGUUGCUUUGGUACGGUGGUUACCUUGUUCGUCACCACUCCACCAAUGGCGGUCUCGCCAUUGCCACCAUGUUCGCCGUCAUGAUCGGCGGCUUGGCAUUGGGUCAAUCAGCUCCGAGCAUGUCGGCGUUCGCGAAAGCGAAGGUCGCUGCUGCGAAAAUCUUCAGAAUCAUCGAUCACAAGCCAUCGAUAGAGCGAAACAGCGAGUUGGGCUUGGAGCUUGACUCAGUUACAGGACUCGUCGAGCUAAAGAGCGUUGAUUUCUCGUACCCAUCGAGACCAGAUGUCAAGAUCCUUAACAACUUCUCACUCUCCGUUCCUGCCGGAAAGACCAUAGCUUUGGUCGGAAGCAGCGGAUCCGGUAAAAGCACCGUGGUCUCGCUCAUCGAGAGAUUCUACGACCCGUCCUCGGGUCAAGUUCUGCUCGACGGGCACGAUCUGAAAGGGUUGAAACUGCGAUGGUUAAGACAGCAAAUCGGGCUCGUGAGCCAAGAACCCGCAUUGUUCGCCACAACCAUAAAGGAAAACAUCCUUUUGGGCCGACCCGACGCCGAUCACGUCGAGAUCGAGGAGGCGGCUCGAGUGGCCAACGCUCAUUCCUUCAUCGUCAAGUUACCCGACGGGUUCGACACCCAGGUGGGGGAGAGAGGGUUGCAGCUUUCGGGAGGGCAGAAGCAGAGAAUAGCGAUAGCUCGGGCGAUGCUGAAGAAUCCGGCGAUACUUCUCUUAGAUGAGGCGACGAGCGCUUUGGAUUCCGAAUCCGAGAAACUCGUUCAGGAGGCGCUGGAUCGUUUCAUGAUCGGGAGGACGACUCUCGUCAUCGCUCACCGCCUUUCCACCAUCCGAAAAGCCGACCUCGUCGCCGUUCUUCAGCAGGGAAGCGUCUCGGAGAUCGGGACUCACGACGAGCUUCUGGCCAAGGGUGACAACGGAAUCUAUUCCAAGCUUAUCAGGAUGCAAGAGGCCGCUCAUGAAGCUGCCAUGAACAAUGCCAGAAAGAGUAGUGCAAGACCAUCGAGCGCUAGAAACUCCGUGAGCUCACCGAUAAUCGCUCGGAACUCAUCAUACGGAAGAUCACCAUACUCGAGGAGACUAUCCGAUUUCUCGACGUCGGAUUUCAGCCUAUCGCUCGAAGCUUCUUCAUAUCCGAACUACCGUCAUGAGAAACUCGCGUUCAAGGAUCAAGCGAGCUCGUUCUGGCGACUCGCGAAGAUGAACUCUCCCGAAUGGAAAUACGCUCUCGUCGGAUCGGUCGGCUCUGUCAUCUGUGGAUCCCUCAGCGCGUUCUUCGCCUACGUACUCAGCGCCGUCCUUAGCAUAUACUACAACCCGAACCACGAGUACAUGAUCCGAGAGAUCGAUAAAUACUGCUACCUCCUUAUCGGCCUCUCUUCCUCCGCUCUUCUCUUCAACACACUCCAGCAUUCAUUCUGGGAUAUCGUUGGCGAGAAUCUUACGAAGAGGGUUCGGGAAAAGAUGCUCGCAGCUGUUCUCAAGAACGAGAUGGCUUGGUUUGAUCAAGAAGAGAACGAGAGCGCAAGAAUCGCCGCGAGGUUGGCCCUCGACGCGAACAACGUGAGAUCGGCCAUUGGGGACAGGAUUUCUGUCAUCGUUCAGAAUACGGCAUUGAUGCUCGUCGCUUGCACCGCUGGUUUCGUCUUGCAAUGGAGACUUGCUCUCGUCCUCAUUGCUGUCUUCCCCGUCGUCGUUGCAGCUACUGUUUUACAGAAAAUGUUUAUGAAGGGAUUCUCGGGGGAUCUCGAAGCGGCACAUGCCAAGGGCACGCAGCUCGCGGGCGAGGCUAUAGCGAAUGUUCGGACUGUCGCUGCAUUCAACUCCGAGUCAAAAAUUGUUCGUCUCUUCACUGAAAAUCUAGAACCACCGCUGAAACGCUGUUUCUGGAAAGGUCAGAUAGCAGGCAGCGGGUAUGGAGUCGCCCAGUUCGCUCUCUAUGCUUCGUACGCUCUUGGGCUAUGGUAUGCGUCGUGGCUCGUGAAGCACGGGAUUUCAGACUUCUCGAAAACCAUCAGGGUUUUCAUGGUUUUGAUGGUCUCAGCCAAUGGCGCAGCCGAGACGCUCACCCUGGCUCCUGAUUUCAUCAAGGGUGGACAGGCGAUGCGUUCAGUUUUCGAGCUCCUCGACCGGAAAACCGAGAUAGAACCCGACGAUCCUGAUACCACCCCAGUCCCCGACAGGCUUCGAGGCGAGGUUGAGCUCAAACACAUCGACUUCUCUUACCCUUCACGACCCGAUAUCCAGAUUUUCCGGGACCUCAGCCUCCGUGCCAGGGCUGGGAAAACUCUAGCUCUCGUUGGACCGAGCGGAUGCGGCAAAAGCUCGGUUAUCACGCUGAUUCAAAGAUUUUACGAGCCAUCAUCGGGUAGAGUCAUGGUCGAUGGGAAAGACAUCCGAAAAUACAAUCUCAAGUCACUGCGGAAACACAUCGCCAUAGUUCCUCAAGAGCCAUGCUUGUUCGCGACGACGAUCCGCGAAAACAUCGCCUAUGGCCACGACGAAAACCCGACCGAGGAAGAGAUCGUACAAGCUGCGACUCUGGCAAACGCCCACAAAUUUAUCUCUUCGCUACCCGAUGGAUACAAAACGUACGUAGGGGAGAGAGGAGUUCAGCUUUCGGGAGGGCAGAAACAGAGGAUUGCCAUAGCCCGAGCCCUCGUUCGGAAAGCCGAGAUCAUGCUCCUCGACGAGGCGACGAGCGCUCUGGAUGCGGAAUCGGAAAGAUCGGUACAGGAAGCGUUGGAUCACGCGUGUUCGGGGAGAACGACGAUUGUCGUGGCUCAUCGAUUGUCGACGAUCCGAAACGCGAACGUGAUCGCGGUGAUCGACGACGGGAAAGUGGCGGAACAAGGGUCGCAUUCUCAUCUUCUGAAGAAUUUUCCGGACGGAAUCUACGCGAGAAUGAUACAGUUGCAGAGAUUCACGCAUAGUCAAGUGAUCGGAAUGACUUCUGGUUCGAGCUCGAGAGCUAAAGAUGAUGAUCCCAAAGAGAAUUAGAUCCGUACGGAAAGAUGAAACAGGGGAACGAUCUGUACGGACACUUGAAUUACUAUUUUUUUUUUUUGCUUAUUUUUGGAACUAUGAUAUCAGAUUUGAUGGUAUAGUGUUUUGUGUAUUAUGAAAUUAUUAUGAUAUCAUCUUCUAAUUUUUCAA